This is a messenger RNA of Arabidopsis arenosa, 1041 nucleotides long. The record is from the annotation of a GenBank genome assembly. Lineage: Eukaryota; Viridiplantae; Streptophyta; Magnoliopsida; Brassicales; Brassicaceae.
AAUCCUUGGUCCGUGCUCAAGAUCUUAGAUCGAUUUCUAAAGUCUUCUUCUUCUUCGUCUUCUGAUAACUAUAGCUUCUUGAAUCUUCUAAAGCUUUAAUUUUUCAUAGCCAUGGCUAAUCGUUAUGAUCCAAAUCCUUUCGCUGAGGAAGAAGAAGUCAAUCCUUUCGCUAAUCCUAGAGGUGUUCCGCCUGCGUCGAAUUCUAGACUUUCGCCUUUACCUCCAGAGCCUGUUGGUUUCGAUUAUGGUCGAACCGUGGACAUUCCUCUUGACAGACCUGGUGGACAGGAUUUGAAGAAGAAAGAGAAGGAACUCCAAGCCAAAGAAGCUGAGCUAAAACGACGAGAGCAGGACCUCAAAAGAAAAGAAGAUGCUGCUGCACGAGCUGGAAUCGUUAUCGAAGUGAAAAACUGGCCGCCUUUCUUCCCGCUUAUCCACCAUGACAUCGCAAACGAAAUUCCAGUUCAUCUCCAAAGACUACAGUACGUUACUUUCGCAACUUAUUUGGGUUUGGUUCUAUGUCUUUUCUGGAAUAUCAUCGCUGUUACUACAGCUUGGAUCAAAGGAGAAGGAGUGACGAUAUGGCUUCUUGCCUUAAUUUACUUCAUAGCCGGUGUUCCAGGAGGCUAUGUGUUAUGGUAUCGGCCACUCUACCGUGCCUUCAGAACUGAUAGUGCAUUGAGCUUUGGAUGGUUUUUCUUGUUCUAUAUGCUCCACAUUGCUUUCUGCGUCUUUGCUGCUGUUGCUCCACCUGUCGUCUUCAAAGGAAAAUCUCUUGCUGGGAUCUUACCUGCAAUAGAUGUCUUAAGCGGUCAAGCAAUUGUUGGGAUAUUCUACUUCAUUGGGUUUGCAUUUUUCUGCCUCGAAUCAGUGGUUAGCAUCUGGGUUAUUCAGCAAGUGUAUAUGUACUUCCGAGGCAGCGGGAAACAAGAUCAAAUGAGACGGGAAGCGGCGAGAGGAGCCUUGAGAGCCGCUGUUUGAGAGGUUUCGUUGUAACAUUCUGUUUUCAAAUCUAAUUUUUAAGAAAAAUUCUUACAUUUA